AUGCAGUCAAGGCUUUCAGCUGUCGUCUUUUUCUUGUUGGGUUUGUCAUUUUGUCUGACAAUCCCUAUUCCUCUUGAAGAUAGCCAUGAAUUCACAGAGGAAGACCUUCAGUUUGCAGAGCGCUACCUCAGGACUCACUAUGAUCUCCGUCUGAAUCCCACUGGCAUAAUGAAGAAGAGUGCCAACACAGUGGCAUCUAAACUUCGAGAAAUGCAGGCUUUUUUUGGCUUGGAGGUGACAGGAAAAUUAGAUGAAGAAACAUAUGAGCUCAUGCGGAAACCAAGAUGUGGUGUCCCAGAUGUGGGAGAAUAUAACUUUUUCCCUAGAAAACUCAAGUGGUCAAAAACAAAUUUGACAUACAGAAUUAUGAAUUACACGUCAGAUCUGAGACGUGCGGAAGUAGACAGAGCUUUCAAAAAAGCAUUCAAAGUUUGGUCUGAUGUGACACCACUUAACUUCACCAGAAUACGAAGUGGCAUAGCUGAUAUCAUGAUCUCCUUUGGUACUAAAGAACACGGCGACUUUUACCCCUUUGAUGGACCCUCUGGAUUACUGGCUCAUGCCUUCCCCCCUGGUCCAGACUAUGGAGGAGAUGCCCAUUUUGAUGAUGAUGAAACUUGGUCAGAUGAUUCUAGAGGGUAUAAUUUGUUUCUUGUUGCUGCCCAUGAAUUUGGUCAUUCACUGGGACUUGAACACUCCAGAGACCCUGGAGCUCUGAUGUUUCCAAUUUACACAUAUACUGGAAAAACUGGUUUUGUGCUUCCUGAUGAUGAUGUGCAAGGGAUCCAAGAGCUCUAUGGUGCUGGAGACAGAGAUCCAAACCCAAAACAUCCUAAAACACCGGAGAAAUGUGAUCCAGAAUUAUCACUUGAUGCAAUAACAGAACUUCGUGGAGAAAUGCUGGUCUUCAAGGACAGGUUUUUCUGGCGACUGCACCCUCAGAUGGUUGAUGCAGAGCUGGUUUUAAUUAAAUCAUUUUGGCCAGAGCUUCCAAACAAAAUAGAUGCAGCUUAUGAAAACCCCAUUAAAGAUCUUGUCUUCAUGUUUAAAGGAAAGAAAGUCUGGGCUAUGAAUGGCUAUGACAUAGUUGAAGGCUUUCCUAAAAAGAUAUAUGAAAUGGGAUUCCCAAAAGAAAUGAAAAGAAUAGAUGCAGUUGUCCAUAUUAAAGACACUGGCAAGACUCUCUUUUUUACUGGAAAUAAGUACUGGAGUUAUGAUGAAGAGACAGAGGUGAUGGAAGCAGGCUACCCAAGACUGAUAGAGGAAGAAUUUGCAGGAAUUGGUGAUCGAGUGGAUGCAGUCUAUCACAGAAAUGGUUACCUCUACCUCUUCAAUGGAUCUUUGCAAUUUGAAUACAGCAUCUGGAGCAAAAGAAUUGUCCGUGUCCUGCACACUAACUCCAUAUUUUGGUGCUGA
This is a messenger RNA of Cygnus atratus (black swan), 1416 nucleotides long. RefSeq names its product collagenase 3-like. The transcript has 10 exons. Gene Ontology annotation, molecular function: metalloendopeptidase activity; zinc ion binding. Lineage: Eukaryota; Metazoa; Chordata; Aves; Anseriformes; Anatidae. Gene Ontology annotation, biological process: proteolysis; extracellular matrix organization; collagen catabolic process. The coding region runs from base 1 to 1416 and encodes 471 amino acids. The record is from RefSeq and is a predicted model, not a curated record. Gene Ontology annotation, cellular component: extracellular matrix.